Messenger RNA from Marmota flaviventris (yellow-bellied marmot), 1545 nucleotides. RefSeq names its product decapping exoribonuclease (gene Dxo). Gene Ontology annotation, molecular function: mRNA 5'-diphosphatase activity. The record is from RefSeq and is a predicted model, not a curated record. Gene Ontology annotation, cellular component: nucleus; cytosol. NCBI's taxonomy places the organism in Eukaryota, Metazoa, Chordata, Mammalia, Rodentia, Sciuridae. Gene Ontology annotation, biological process: NAD-cap decapping; nuclear-transcribed mRNA catabolic process.
GCUGCCCUAUGCCUGCCGCUGAUUGGCUCUGGCCGAGAGCGCUCAUGUCCCGGAACACUUGGAUGGCGCUAAGCCGCACCGGUGGCCACGUUGGGAUCGAUUUACUGGUGUAAAUCUCACUGCUACCCACACCCGCUCCAUCCCCUCCAGAGGAUUUGUCUGGCACCGUAGCGGGAUCGUUGCAUCAUUGGAAGCAAAGGAAAAAACAAAAACAAUUUUGCAUUGCUCUUCUUCUGAUAUGCCCCCCUGACGUCAUAGCCUUGCGGAAGACAAGGUUGGGGACUCUAAGGACUUUAUGGAGCCCAGAGGGACCAAGAGAAGAGCAGAAAAGUUAGAGGUAGCUGAACCUCGGAACAAACUUGCCUAUUCCGCAUCCUCACUACCCACAGAGCCUGCACUCUACUCUGGACCCUUUCCUUUCUACCGGCGCCCUUCUGAAUUAGGCUGCUUCUCUCUGGAUGCACAACGCCAAUACCAUGGAGAUGCCCGAGCCCUCCGCUACUACAGCCCACCCCCCACCAAUGGUCCAGGCCCUGAAUUUGACCUGAGAGAUGGAUACCCUGAUCGAUACCUGCCCAGGGAUGAGGAGGUCCGAGAGGGGCUGGACCACUUGCUACGCUGGCUCCUGGAACACCGAGGCCAGCUGGAGGGAGGUCCAGGCUGGCUGGCAGGGGCCAUAGUGACAUGGCGGGGACACUUGACAAAGUUGCUGACAACACCAUAUGAGCGGCAAGAAGGCUGGCAGUUGGCAGCCUCCAGGUUCCAGGGGACACUGUACCUGAGUGAAGUGGAGACCCCAGCUGCUCGAGCUCAGAGGCUUGCUCGGCCACCCCUUCUCCGGGAGCUUAUGUACAUGGGGUACAAGUUUGAGCAGUAUAUGUGUGCAGACAAACCCGGAGGCUCCCCAGACCCCUCUGGGGAAGUUAACACCAACGUCGCCUUCUGCUCUGUGCUACGCAGCCGCCUGGGAAACCACCCUCUGCUCUUUUCCGGGGAGGUAGACUGCACAGACCCCCAGGCCCCAUCUACACAGCCUCCCACCUGUUAUGUGGAGCUCAAGACCUCCAAGGAGAUGUACAGCCCUGGACAGUGGAGGAGCUUCUACAGACACAAGCUUCUGAAAUGGUGGGCUCAGUCAUUCCUCCCAGGAGUCCCAAAAGUUGUUGCUGGCUUCCGUAACCCAGAGGGUUUCGUCUGUUCUCUCAAGACCUUUCCUACCAUGGAGAUGUUUGAACACGUCAGGAAUGACCGUGAUGGCUGGAAUCCCUCUGUGUGCAUGAACUUCUGUGCUGCCUUCCUUAGCUUUGCCCAGAGCACAGUUGUCCAGGAUGACUCCAGGCUUGUCCACCUCUUCUCCUGGGAGCCUGGUGGCCCAGUCACAGUGUCUGUACAUCGAGAUGCACCCUAUGCCUUCCUGCCUAUGUGGUACGUGGAAGCUAUGACACAGGACCUCCCAUCAGUUCCCAAGACACCCUCCCCAACAGAGUGAGGCUUCAAGGGGCCAAUUCGUCUGAAGAGAUAAUAAAGGUUUUCUAAGUGGCUCUC